AGCCGAAUUGUCAAAUUGACAGCAGCAGCAGCACCAAACCAUCUUUUUACCAUCGAAGAAAACGUUUUAACUCAAUUUGGAACCAUUUCUUCGUUUAAAAAAAGAAUUAAUAAGAAUCUAAGCUAUAAAUAAGGAAUAAAAUGGGUGAUCAAUAUCCAGAGCCUCCCAGGCCACCUAUGAUGGGUCCGCCGUCUAUGAUGAUGCAUCCACCUGGAAUGGGGCCACCAGGAAUGCCUCCAUCAAUUGGUCCUCCACCUGGUUUAAGACCUCCACCUGGAAUGGGCCCACCACCCGGUAUGGGUCCUCCACCUGGACUGGGACCACCGCCCGGAUUGGGACCUCCUCCUGGAAUGGGUCCUCCUCCCGGAAUGGGACCACCUCCUGGAAUGGGGCCACCACCCGGUAUGGGUCCACCUCAAGGUAUGGGUCCACCACCUGGAAUGGGUCCGCCACCUGGAAUGGGACCGCCACCUGGAAUGGGUCCUCCACCAGGAAUGGUUGCACCACCUGCAAGGGGACCAUCUUCAGGCAAUUUUCAACCUCCUCCAAAAAACUGGACACCGCCAGCUCAGCAACCACCCCAGCAGCAGGCACCUCCAUCUAAUCCGCCCCAACAGACGCAACCACAACAACAGCAGCAACAACAACAACAACCAGCUCAACAACAGUCCCCUCCCCAACAAGAGCAAUCUUCACAACAACGAGGAACUUCCCCAAAUGACGAAGACAAUGAAGCAAACGACUCACUUCCACCUUUGAUGACAGUUCCUGUCGAUAAGCCCGAUGAAGACGAGGAAAAAAAGAUUACCGAAGUCAUCCUGCCCAAAGUUCUGGAAGAUGUGCUCGCUCUGAAAGAUCAGCGUGCCGCUCAGUUCGAUGUGAACGUCGAUGAUCUUAUGUCUCAUGCUAGUGCCGAAGACGAUAGGCCUACGAUUCCAAGUGGGGUAAUCAGUACAGAUUAUGCCGAUGCCGAUGGAGAUUCCGAUGACGAAGCUGAAACCCAGCUCAAUGGGAUUGGCGAAAAAGGAGGGAAGCAAAGCAAAGCCGAGAAGAACAAAAAGAAGAAGCGAAGAAAGAAGCAAAAUCGUAAGCUUCGGCAGCAAGUUAUCGCACAGACCAAGGACGCUCCAGAAGAAAAAGAGCCAGAAGAAAAGGAACCAAAAAAGGAAGAAGAAUCCGAACGGAAAAAAAGCAGUCGUAAAGAAAAGGUCGUCGUCGAUGAAGACGUUACAGUAGAAUAUAUUCCAGAAAAGAUCACAAUUGCAGACUUGGCUCCAAUGUAUCGCCAAUUCUACAGAGUUUUUGAGAUAUUUAAGCUCGAGAACAAACCCAAACCUGUUGACAAAGACAAAGUUGCUGAAAAUGAAGCAGCCGAAGCCAAAAAGAAAGCCGAUAAGUUGGAAUUGGAUGACGAUGAUGAUGACCUUGAAGACGAUCUUAAGGACGACAAAGAGAGACUCUCGAAAAGGAAGCUUAAGAAACUUACUCGCUUAAGUGUCGCCGAACUGAAGCAAUUGGUCAAUCGUCCUGACGUCGUUGAAAUGCAUGACGUAACCGCUCGAGAUCCCAAGCUUCUGGUUCAAUUGAAAGCCCACAGAAACACGGUGCAAGUUCCACGCCACUGGUGUUUCAAGCGGAAGUAUUUGCAAGGAAAGCGGGGUAUUGAAAAGCCAGCUUUCGAUUUGCCAGCAUUUAUCAAGAAAACCGGUAUCAUGGAAAUGAGGGAAUCUCUCCAAGAGAAGGACGACGCUAAGUCUCUGAAGUCCAAGAUGCGUGAAAGGGUUCGUCCGAAAAUGGGAAAAAUCGAUAUCGAUUACCAGAAACUACACGAUGCCUUCUUCAAGUGGCAAACCAAACCACGUAUGACCAUUCACGGAGAUCUCUACUACGAGGGCAAGGAGUUUGAGACCCGAUUAAAAGAAAAGAAGCCUGGUGAUUUAUCCGAAGAGCUUCGCAUUGCUUUGGGUAUGCCUGUUGGUCCCAAUUCCCAUAAAAUUCCUCCACCAUGGCUGAUUGCCCAGCAGCGUUAUGGACCGCCACCAAGUUACCCCAAUCUGAAAAUUCCCGGUCUAAAUGCUCCCAUUCCUGAAGGGACAUCUUUUGGUUAUCAUGCAGGAGGAUGGGGUAAGCCUCCCGUCGAUGAGAAUGGUAAACCUCUAUAUGGUGAUGUUUUCGGGACAAAUAUGAUGGAUAUUGAUAGUGGAAUCGAUGAAGGAGACAUUGAACGCAACCAAUGGGGAGAACUGGAAUCUGAGUCUGAAGAAUCUUCUGAAGAGGAAGAGGAGGAAGGCGAGGACAUGGCUAAUCAACCUGAUGAAAGUGGACUUGUCACACCAGCAGAGGGCUUGGUUACUCCCUCGGGCUUGACUAGCGUGCCCGCCGGCAUGGAAACCCCAGAGAACAUAGAGCUGCGUAAAAAGAAGAUUGAACAAGAAAUGGAAGACAAUGAAACACCAGUCCUUUAUCAAGUUUUGCCUGAGAAACGCAACGAACGUCUUGGUCAGUCUAUGAUGGCUUCAACGCAUGUGUACGACAUAAGCGGUGUCAGCAAAGCAGCAACAACUCGAACAGCCCCAGAACGUGAGGGAACUGUCGAAUUGGCAUUGGAUCCGUCGGAAUUGGAUUUGGAUAAUGAUGCAAUGGCUCAGCGCUAUGAGCAACAAAUGCGUGAACAACAAAGUCAUUUGCAGAAAGAGGAUUUGUCUGACAUGUUGGCGGAACACGUUGCUAGGCAGAAAUCCAAGCGCAAGCGUCAACAAGCCGACACAACCAAGACCACUAAGAAAUAUAAAGAAUUUAAAUUUUAAACUACUUUCUGCUUUUUUGAGAAUAGUCACAAAAUUUCAAUAAUAAAAAUAAUAACGAGGUAUUUAAAAAACUCUGGGAUUAACAAAUAAA
This is a messenger RNA of Eupeodes corollae, 2898 nucleotides long. It is a transcript of the gene Sf3b2, whose product is annotated as splicing factor 3B subunit 2. Gene Ontology annotation, biological process: mRNA splicing, via spliceosome. Bases 141 to 2807 code for a protein of 888 amino acids. NCBI's taxonomy places the organism in Eukaryota, Metazoa, Arthropoda, Insecta, Diptera, Syrphidae. The transcript has 5 exons. Gene Ontology annotation, cellular component: U2-type spliceosomal complex; nucleus; precatalytic spliceosome. The record is from RefSeq and is a predicted model, not a curated record.